Messenger RNA from Poecilia reticulata (guppy), 1184 nucleotides. NCBI's taxonomy places the organism in Eukaryota, Metazoa, Chordata, Actinopteri, Cyprinodontiformes, Poeciliidae. The record is from RefSeq and is a predicted model, not a curated record.
GGAUGGUUGUGUAAAACCUUCCACUCGCUGUAAUCUGGAAUAAUCCCGGUGUCUAAUCCCGCUGUCUGCAGCCAGAAAACAUCAUGCUGCUGGAUAAGAACGUGGCGCUGCCCAGGAUCAAGCUCAUUGACUUCGGCCUCGCCCACACCAUCGAAGCCGGGGUCGAGUUCAAGAACAUCUUGGGAACGCCGGAGUUCGUAGCUCCAGAGAUCGUGAACUACGAGCCGCUGGGGCUGGAGGCGGACAUGUGGAGCGUCGGAGUGAUCACCUACAUCCUGCUGAGCGGGGCGUCUCCGUUCCUGGGGGAGACCAAGCAGGACACUCUGGGGAACAUCUCCGCUGUCAACUACGAGUUCGACGAGGAGUUCUUCGGUCACACCAGCAACCUGGCCAAGAAGUUCAUCAGCCAGCUGCUGGAGAAAGACAAGAGGAAGAGGUUAACAAUUCAGGAUGCUCUCAACCACCCUUGGAUUAAGUCCAACCAGCUCAGAGAGGAGAAUAAAACCCAAGAGCCGAAGAAACGGGAACGCCGCCAGCUGAAGACCAAACGUCUGAGAGAGUACACCAUCAAGUGCCACUCCAGCAUGCCGCCCAACAACACCUACGUGAACUUUGAGCGCUUUGCUCAGGUGGUGGAGGACAUUGACCAGAUGGAGGGCUCGUUCUUCAGCCUGGCUGCGGCCCACGACUCCCUGCAGGAGGACAUCGACGCCUUGGUCUCCAUAUACAAUGAGAAGGAGGCCUGGUACAAGGAGGAGAGCGAGGCCGUGCGGCACGAGCUCUCCCAGAUCCGCUACGAGUUCCGGAAGGUGGAGGCGUCCAAGAGGAGCCUGCAGGACGACAUGCAGACCUUCGGCCGCGGCCUGGCCGCCGUCAGCGAGCGCUUCCAGGAGAGGCAGGGCCACUUCGACGCCCUGCAGCUGGAGCUCAGCAACGAGCUGAAGUGGGUGCAGGAGGCGGUGGGCUCCCUCCCAGCAGACGGAGGAGGUGGAGGCUAUCCCAACUGCAGCUUCACCACCGUCUUCAACAACGACGUGAACGAAGCUCUCAAGGAGCUGCUCAGCCGCUCCUGUGGAGGAGAACUGCUGUCCGGAAUCAACCUGGACCUCACUGAGACCGGGCAGNUACCAACAUUUUAUCUAGCAGAUGCUAAUGCUAAAGUAAUUUACCAACAUUUUAUCUAG